CUGGUGCUUUCGAGUCAGCAUUGUUACUUCUGUAAAUGAAGAAGGUAACGAAAAAAGAUGAACGAUCGAAUACAGUCGAGUUAAAAUUUGCACAACGAAUGAAACCAUCUGAAAGACCGGACGUUGUCGUUAUCACUUUUGGUGUAUCCUGUUGUAGUUUGUUCACUGCUCGGUUAUCUCGUCUGCCUGCCCACCCACGUGAAAUAGAAAAUUUUCUACGAAUCUGUGGAUUCGAAUAUCUACUGUGUGGUAGAAUUUCGCUGAUGGUUACCGACUCUGGCAUCGAUAUGAAUUCGGAAAAACGUUUCGAUAACGAUAACAAACAAUACCCGGUGGAAUUCCGUCAACCAGUUCCAAAGCUAUUGGAAAUUAGUCUACUCAGAAUGGCAACGUUAUUAUGGCAUCAGACAAUUCUGAACGAUUGGCCUUGGCGUCAAAAUAUGAACGAGCUGGACGCUCCUUUACGCUACUACGAAGCAACCCUACCAACAGGCACGCUUCCUUUAUCGAUGAAUAAUUUCAACGUGACUUACGAUAUAUCGGAAUACUCGACGUGGUCGAAAUCUCCUCGUAUACAUUUGCUCCUCAGUCGAAUACACGAUUACGUCUACAAAGUGAACGAUUUGAACAUCGUUUCGAUAUUGAAAACUCGAAUACCGGUCAUACUCGAGCAAAAGAUUCGUCGUACAGCGUCUCAAGUAGGCAUCAAGAUGCUGAAUUGGAUUUUCAUACAUUUCGACGUUUUCGUCGAUCGUAACGAAUUCGAGAUCGUAUUCGUAGAGUACUUCGACGAUUUGAUUUGGCAGUAUAAAGGUAAACCUGUCAUAUGCAGCGAAGAAACAGCUAAACGACUCAUGAAUCGACCCAAAAUAAGCGCUUGGCAUAAAUUCAACUUAGCUUGCGAGUAUUGUUUCGUCGAGCAGAUUGUUACGAUGUGGCCUUCGGUAUCGACAGAUACGAGAAUCAAUUGUUUUCAGCUAAAUAUGAACAGCGAUCAAGAAAUGUUACAUUAUUGGAUACAUUUCUUGGACCAUCAUCGACAUCCUGGAGCAAUCGAGGAAGAUAUGAUCGAAUUCACCGAGUUUUUUAAUCGAUAUUCCCUGGAGUAUUUUUGGAAUUUCGUCGAACCUGAUCGACGUGUACGAAAAAUGAUCUCGUGUUUGAAAAGUUCGUUUGGCCCUGCUUACGUAAGUUUGCUUUCUACUUUUGAUGCCGACCAAUGGAAAGAAUUAAUGGUCUCGGCUGGCGAUCAAGUCAUCAUAUACCUGAUUCGCGAAUCUAACUCGGAAUUCGUAGCUCAAGUUUGGAGACGUUUUAAACACCUUGUAUCUGGCGAGCAAUUUAUCAAGAUCAUCUGGUGGAUUUUCGAGCACGAAUUUCAAACCAUAUCGUAUUAUUUCACUGAUAAUAUACGUAUUUCGAUGCAUUCCAUUUGGAUCGAAGCACCAGAUCGACUGAAACGUCGAGCAAUCGAAGAACUCGUCGUAGACGAUGGAUUUUCUCAAUACCAUAAGCUGUUCCCGUUAUCCAAACUUCCUCGACCGAUGGAUUUCCUGAUUUUAGUCUUAUCCGAUGCCACGUUCGAGCAAAGGAAUAAAAUUUGGAUCGAUAAUUGGAAGUAUUUAAUUUAUGGAACUGCUCCUCGUUUCUUGAACGAGCUUAUGGAAUUAUGCCUGCAGAAGGAUCAAAUUGUCGAAUUCAAGCAACGCGAAAUGAUGUGCUUUGAGAAUAUCAAAAAAUAUUGCGUCGAGUUGAUGAAACGAACGUGUCGUAAAGAACUGAAUACUUUUUUGAAGUUUUGUUGUUCGUCUGAUAGUGAACAUAUUGCGGAUUUGGAACGUCAAAUUUCAGAGUCGUGGAGAGAAUACGUUUUUAGUUAUAGGUAUUCGCGUAAUUUGAAUUUGCUGGAUUAAUUCAACGAUUAACGUCGCGUCGAUUUUGCAUUGAAGAGUGACCAAGUCACAUAAAUGUUCCUAUAAUUUAUUAUUUAUUUUUGUAUCAAAUAGCUGCCAAGUAUUGAGGGCAUUGCUGCCCACGAAUCUGUUGUAUUUUUUAUUCGCCAAAUAAACCCAAUUUUUUAUA
Planococcus citri (citrus mealybug) is the source of this 2082-nucleotide messenger RNA. RefSeq lists its product as uncharacterized. The transcript is spliced from 2 exons. The coding region runs from base 36 to 1913 and encodes 625 amino acids. NCBI's taxonomy places the organism in Eukaryota, Metazoa, Arthropoda, Insecta, Hemiptera, Pseudococcidae. The record is from RefSeq and is a predicted model, not a curated record.